Oryzias melastigma (Indian medaka) is the source of this 2434-nucleotide messenger RNA. RefSeq names its product paraspeckle component 1 (gene pspc1). Gene Ontology annotation, biological process: regulation of DNA-templated transcription. Gene Ontology annotation, cellular component: nucleus. The record is from RefSeq and is a predicted model, not a curated record. Gene Ontology annotation, molecular function: RNA binding. NCBI's taxonomy places the organism in Eukaryota, Metazoa, Chordata, Actinopteri, Beloniformes, Adrianichthyidae. The coding region runs from base 125 to 1645 and encodes 506 amino acids. The transcript has 10 exons.
UGCGCGCGCACUUCUCGCCAUCUUUGAAUUUCGGAGGGGGAGGAGAAGCGGUGCGACCGAGCGGCUGCUGGUCCAGCAUUUUCCGCGGAGUUAGUGGACUUCACGCCCCGUCAAACGGAGAACCAUGGCCAACCGAAACAUGCCUCAAGGACGCAUGCUCGCCAUGAACUCUCCCCAGUCGGCGAGACGCGGGACGGACUCCCCGGUGGCGGAGCAGAGGCCGGCAAGCAAACACAGUCCAGCGCCUCCGCCUCAGCAGCACUCGCCCGCGGCGGAGCCGGCAGAAGAAGCGGCCGCGGAGGACGGCGACGAAAGCCAUUCAGAAAUGACAUUUGACAUCACGAGCUUCAGGAAGCCGGGGGAGAAAAGUUUCACCCAGCGCUCUCGUCUGUUUGUGGGCAGCCUGCCGCAGGAUAUUUCGGAGGAGGAGUUCAAAAACAUGUUUGCAAAAUACGGGAACAUUGGCGAGGUGUUCAUCAACAGAGAGCGAGGCUUUGGGUUCAUUCGUCUGGAAACCCGCACGUUAGCAGAGAUCGCCAAAGCUGAGUUGGACGGCACAGUUUUAAGUAAUCGACAGGUCAAGAUCCGCUUCGCUACGCACGGCGCUGCGCUCACCGUUCGCAAUCUGCUGCCGACAGUGACCAAUGAACUGCUGGAGCAGGCCUUUUCUCAGUUCGGUCCAGUCGAGCGGGCCAUCGUCGUGACGGACGACCGCGGCCGUCCCACCGGGAAAGGGAUUGUGGAAUUUGGGAACAAGGUGGCGGCUCGGAAGGCUCUGGAGCGCUGCAGCGAGGGAGCUUUGCUGCUGACCACAACUCCGUGUCCCGUCAUCGUCGAGCCUCUGGAGCACCUGGACGACGAAGAUGGGCUGCCAGAAAAACUACUGCAGAAAACUCCAAAGUACCACAAGGAGCGAGGGCAGCCGCCGCGCUUCGCCCAGCCAGGCACCUUCGAGUUCGAGUACUCGUCCCGCUGGAAAGCUCUGGACGAGAUGGAGAAGCAGCAACGGGAGCAGGUGGACAGAAACAUUAAAGAGGCCAAAGAGAAGCUGGAGGCGGAGCUGGAAUCAGCCAGACAUGAACACCAGCUCAUGUUGAUGCGACAGGAUCUAAUGAGGCGUCAGGAGGAGCUGAGGAGGCUGGAGGAGCUCCGGAAUCAGGAGUUACAGAGAAGGAAGCAGAUCGAGAUGAGGCACGAGGAGGAGAGGAGGAGGAGAGAGGAGGAGAUGAUGAGGCACAGGGAGCAGGAGGGAUUCAAGCCAAACUACAUCGAAAACAGGGAACAGGAAAUGAGAGUGGGGGAGCUGGGCCCUCGUGGAGCCGUAAAUGUAGGAGAUGGCUAUAACCAGGCCUCCUCGGGCUCCGCCUCUAACCAGACUCAGAUGAUGGGCGUGAGUGGAAGGGGAGCCGCCAUUGGUGCAGAGGGGGCGUCGAACAUGGGCGCACCGAUGAUGUCGGAGAAUGGAGCCAUGCGGAACGAGCGCUACGCUCAGGGGGGAGUGGCUGCAGGCCGACCGGAGGUGGAGUCUCCGAAGCAGCACCAGCAGCCUCUGGGCUCUCAGGUCGGACCGCCGGCUGGGUUUGGGAGGGGCGGUCCCGCCACAGGCCUCUUUGACGGCCCCAACAGCAAACGGCGCAGAUACUGACCAUUCCGCCAUCUGGACUCUGUUACACUCCAGCACAAAAACCUCCGUUUGUUCUACAUCAAAUCCCACUUUUAGAUUUCAGAGGAUCAUGUCUCCAGUGUUUUAAAAAAUUCCCGUUCGACAAACGGUUGUUUUAUUUUGCUAAAGAAGAGACGGACUUCUUUGACAGACUCUUAUUUUGAAAAAACAUCAUGUUACAGUUGACAUAUCCAGGAAACACUACUUGACCUUUGAAGAAACGCCGUUCACACAUUUAAGGAGAAAUCCUGCAGCUUCCUGCUGUUUUCUGAAGCCAACAGCUCAACAUAAACCUGAAACCUUCGUCCUCAUUAGUGCAGCUGACGCUUCAGGUACGCAGUUUUAAACCGUAAAUUAAUGUUUUUGCAGUAUUUGUUUGCCAUCAUUAACCUUUAAAACCUAAAAACUAUUUUUUUUUUUAUCCUUUGACUGUGAACCUUCCAUCUGUGUGUUUCUCUGUAGCUUCCUGUAUUUAACGGUUAAGAAUUUAAAGAAAAAAAUAGAAAGUUUGUUUACAGAAAAAUGUUUAAAGUAUGAAUUUGACUUAGUUUCAGCUGGUUAUUGAUGGUCUGGUUGGUUUACGACGUGAACUGAUGUUGGUUUCACAUGAACUGAACAGAGUCAUGAAUGCAGAGAAAAGCUGCUGUUUGUUUUUACAUUCUGAAGUUUAAAUGUUUUAAAGAAAAUCACUCCAAAGCCAUUUUUGUAAGAAAGAUUUGUGUUGUUUUAAUAAAAGAUGAUGGUGGUGUGAAUUGUGCAUGCUGGAAACCA